AUGGGUGAUAAAACCUCACUGACAAUUCAUGGAGUCACGGAUACGCUGAAAGAAGAUGAUAAGAAAUACUCCGACGCUCUUAAAAUCACCGGUGAAGUUUUCGCAGAAGUCGAAGCGAUUUUCAACGAUGAAAACUACGCGAGUCGUACCGGAUGGUUUAAAGAUGAAUCAAAUGACGACGGGGACAUUGUCUAUGCAAAAGAUACUCGUCACGGACGAAUGGUCACAAUCACGACAGAACUUCCAAUGCCAGCAGAUUUUGUGAUUAAAGAGACGUGGGAGGGGAUGGAAACUCUGCCGGAAUGGAAUCAGAACAUCAAUUUUGCCGGAAUAAUCGCUUCGCCAACACCACAAUUCGAUAUUGUGACGUACGGCAACAAUGACGUUUUGGUGGUGAGCGGUCGCGAGUUUGUGUCGGCGAGAAUUUGGAGAAAAGUUGAUGAUGGUUAUAUUCUGGCCUCCAGAAGUGUCACUGUUCCAUCGUUUAAAUCAAAGCAUAAGGGAAAAGUUCGUGCCCAUCUCCAUCUUGCUGGAGCCCGAUUCCGUCCGAACCCAGCUAACCCUGAGACCACUUUGACUGAUGUCGUGAUGCUUGCCGAUUUGAAAGGAUUUCUGCCGAAAAUGAUUGUGAAUCAAGUGAUCGGACGAGUCAUGCUCAUGGAUACUGUCACAAAUCGUCGUCAUUUCCAUGAUUUGAAAGCGAAACGGGAUGAGAAGAACGCUUGA
Caenorhabditis remanei is the source of this 726-nucleotide messenger RNA. RefSeq lists its product as uncharacterized. The transcript has 4 exons. The record is from RefSeq and is a predicted model, not a curated record. NCBI's taxonomy places the organism in Eukaryota, Metazoa, Nematoda, Chromadorea, Rhabditida, Rhabditidae. The coding region runs from base 1 to 726 and encodes 241 amino acids. Gene Ontology annotation, molecular function: lipid binding.